This is a messenger RNA of Cadophora gregata, 270 nucleotides long. RefSeq lists its product as uncharacterized. Lineage: Eukaryota; Fungi; Ascomycota; Leotiomycetes; Helotiales; Ploettnerulaceae. The transcript has a single exon. Bases 1 to 270 code for a protein of 89 amino acids. The record is from RefSeq and is a predicted model, not a curated record.
AUGCCAAACUCUGCGGAUUCAACACAGCCUGAACCGCAGUGGAAAUGCCAAAACAGGCGUCUAGAUGACACGGCCUUUCCAGUAGCAUCCCCUCCCAUGUGCGGUAGCUGCACCAAGCAAUAUGGAGAUCAGCAAAAGGCAAAUGAAAAGCAAAGAAAGGGGCAGAACAAGAAGGAUAAGGAGGGUAGAAAGAGACAAGAGAAGGCUGCUAAAGCUUCUCGGGGGCAGAAGGAGAAACUUGACAGGGAAGAGAGAGAAGCAGAGGAAUAA